Molecule: messenger RNA, 1959 nt
Organism: Colletotrichum karsti
Lineage: Eukaryota; Fungi; Ascomycota; Sordariomycetes; Glomerellales; Glomerellaceae
Product: serine threonine-protein kinase dbf20
Exons: 3
Coding region: 1-1959 (652 amino acids)
Biological process (GO): peptidyl-serine phosphorylation; intracellular signal transduction
Cellular component (GO): spindle pole body
Molecular function (GO): protein serine/threonine kinase activity; ATP binding
Source: RefSeq, a predicted model, not a curated record
AUGUCGGGCUUCAUGUCCAGCUUUCUCCCUGGAGGCAGUCCGUCGAGGCCCGAGACGCCUACGAGAAACAGCUUCAUCAACCCCGCAAGCACGCCUCAGGGCAGCCCCAGCAAACGGACGGCCCCUCCAGGCGCCCACGAAUUGCCCGACGCAUUCGACAGCGCCCUCAAGUUGAACACUCCUCUCCUCGAGAGACCUAGACUCGAGCGCCCGCUGAGUGUCAUCAACACACCGCAAUCCCCAGGAAAGGGCAAUCUGACCGAGUCGAGCCCGAAUGUCGAAGACAGCGUCCUACACAGGGGUGUCGCUUCCACUGGCAGCCCCUUGAAGAAGUCUCACGGCCAGGAAAACACCCCUCCUGUGUCGCGCAAGGGAGUGGGCGAGUCACCUUAUCAACAAAGCCAUGCGGCCAUCUCCCGCGGCGAGCUGUACCAACCCAAGGAGAAGCCAAUCACUCCCAGAAACAAGUUCAACACCCAAAGGGCGCUUACUCCAGAGGAAUUGGAGAUCCUGCAGCGUCCCAACGUCCGCCGCCUGGUCAAUGUUACCCAGCUAUACUUCCUCGACUACUACUUCGACCUGCUGACCUACGUUGGCUCCAGACAAAAUCGCCUUGUGUCUUUCCAGUCCGAGAUCCCGCCCCCGCCUGAAACCGAUGAAGCGACAUACAAGCAGAUGUGGUCAAAGUACGCAGGUCGAGAGCGCGCCAACUUGAGAAAGAGACGUGUCCGACUUCGCCACGGUGAUUUCCAGAUUCUGACACAAGUUGGCCAAGGUGGCUAUGGUCAAGUUUUCCUGGCUCAGAAGAAGGACACACGCGAGGUUUGCGCCUUGAAAGUCAUGAGCAAGAAGUUGCUCUUCAAGUUGGACGAGGUGCGCCACGUGUUGACAGAGCGCGACAUUCUCACCACGGCCAAGAGUGAGUGGCUGGUCCGGCUGCUGUACUCCUUCCAAGACGACAAGAGCAUCUACCUCGCUAUGGAAUACGUUCCGGGUGGUGAUUUCCGCACUCUGCUCAACAACACUGGAGUUCUGAGCAACCGUCAUGCCCGAUUCUACAUCGCAGAGAUGUUCUGCUCUGUCGACGCCCUCCAUCAGCUCGGCUACAUUCACAGAGAUCUGAAGCCAGAGAACUUCCUUGUCGAUUCCACAGGCCACGUCAAGCUCACCGACUUCGGCUUGGCGGCAGGUUUCCUCGCACCGGCGAAGAUCGAAUCCAUGCGAAUCCGCCUGGAGAAAGCUUCCGAGACGUCGGUCCCAUUCGGAAAGCCAAUGGAUCAACGAACAGUUGCCGAGCGACGAGAGGGUUACCAGACGAUGCGCGCCAAGGAUACAAACUACGCCAAGUCCAUUGUGGGCUCGCCUGACUACAUGGCGCCAGAAGUGCUCCGAGGAGACGAAUAUGACUACACUGUGGAUUACUGGAGUUUGGGAUGUAUGCUUUUCGAGGCCUUGACCGGAUUCCCGCCCUUUGCUGGAUCUACCCCUGAUGAGACCUGGCGAAACUUGAAGCACUGGAGAGAGGUCCUGAAGCGGCCCGUCUGGGAGGAUCCUAACUACUUCCUCAGCAACCGCACAUGGAACUUCAUCACAACUUGCAUCAACUCCCGGUCCAAACGAUUCUCUACUAUCAAGGAGAUCUAUUCUCACCAAUACUUCGCAGAGGUGGACUGGGACACCCUUCGCACCACCAAGGCUCCGUUCGUUCCCGAACUCGAUUCGGAGACCGACGCGGGCUACUUCGAUGACUUCAGCAACGAGGCCGAUAUGGCCAAGUACAAGGAAGUGCACGACAAGCAGCAGGCGCUUGAGAGCAUGGCAGACCGUGAUGACGAAAUGGGCAAGAGUCUCUUCGUCGGAUUCACGUUCCGACACCGCAAGACCGGAGAUGAUGGAAGUCCUCGCAAGCCGAUUCCAUUCAACAACAGCAAUGAAGAUACCUUUGGCACAAUGCUGUAG